Molecule: messenger RNA, 1596 nt
Organism: Selaginella moellendorffii
Lineage: Eukaryota; Viridiplantae; Streptophyta; Lycopodiopsida; Selaginellales; Selaginellaceae
Product: pentatricopeptide repeat-containing protein At4g02750-like
Exons: 1
Coding region: 1-1596 (531 amino acids)
Biological process (GO): RNA modification
Molecular function (GO): RNA binding; protein binding
Source: RefSeq, a predicted model, not a curated record
AUGAAGGAUUUUAGCAGAAGUGCUUGCUUGGAGCUCAUAGAAUCAUGCUCCAGCCUUAGAGCAGCCACGAAGAUCUACACCAGUCUCCAAUCUUGUCUUGGACGUGACGAUGCAUUUGUGCAUGACAGGCUCAUCGACAUGUUUGGAAGAUGUGGCAGCGUCGGUGAUGCUAGAUCAGUCUAUGAAUCCAUGGCAGUGGUAAGUGAUCACACCUCUUACCAGAUGCUCAUCGUCUACACCAGAAACGACAAAAUUGAGGAUGCCAAGGGCUUCUUUGAUUCGCUGCCGGUUAAAACUCUGAUGGUCGUGACAACUUUGCUCGUUGCAUAUGCCCAUUCUGGGUAUCUUGAUGACGCAAAGAGGUUGUUUGAUGAGGCUCCUCUCAGGGAUUUGAUCCUCUGGAACUCAAUGCUCGCAGCCUUUUGCCAGAAUGUGGAUCAAUUAGAUGGUCUGUUUAUUGAGAUGCCCGAGCGCGACGUUAUCUCGUGGACGUCUUUGUUAGGAGCCUAUGCCCGAAACGGGCAUAGGGACAAAGCAUGGAAGGCUUUUUGUGAUAUGCCUCAGAGAAACAUAGUUUCUUACAAUUCUAUGUUAGAUUGUUUUGCAUCGUCAUUUUUACAAUAUAAUUUAGAAAAAAUGCUGUACGAAAUGCCCGAAAGAGAUAUAACUUCGUGGAACACCGUCAUUGCAGCAUUUGCCCAAGAUGGGCAUAUUAAUAAAGCUGAGACUAUCUUCUUUAGCAUGCCCGAGCGCGACCUUGUCACCAUGAACUCAAUGCUGAAUGCCUAUGUUUUACAUCACAUUGUCUCCAAAUCCAAAAGAGUUUUCGAAAUUAUGCCGGAAAGAAACGCUCUCUCCUGGAACUCGAUGCUCACUGCGUACUCUCAAAACGGAUAUCUUGAGGAGACCCAGCAAAUGUUUCGGGAAAUGCCCGUUCGAGACACCAUCUCAUGGAACUGCUUGCUAGCAGCGUUUGCUCAGGCGAGAUGUAUCCACAAUGCCAAGAAAACCUUGCUUGAAAUCCCCUACAAGAAUACAGUGUCAUGGACGACAAUGCUGGUCACUUAUGCUCGGCACGGAAAGAUCCAACAGGCGAGACAGAUCUUUGAUGAAAGCCCAGACCCCGACGUUGUUCUUCACAGUGCAAUGGUCGCAGCUUACCACCACAAUGGCUUCCUUGACGAUGCUCUUCACGUCUUCCACUUGCAAAGGCUCACUCAACUUCCAGACCAAGUUUCCUUCGCGUUAGUUCUUCCAGUUUGCAACCACGGAGGAAAACUCUACGAUGGAAUGUGCCACUUCGUCUCCAUGGUCACGGAUUUUGGUCUCACUCCCACGAAACAACACUACUGUUGCGUGGUCGACUUGCUUGCCCGCUCUGGUCACUUGGCUUCGGCUGUGGAGCUCGUCGAAACCAUGCCCUUUGUAGCGGACGUUCUCGAGUGGACGUGUGUUCUUGGUGCCAGCCGAUUCCACGGUGACCAAGACCGUGCCUAUCUCGCAGCCCAGCGGUUGAUCGAGCUGGAUCCACAAAACUCGAGAGCUUACGUGAUGGCUAGAAACAUCACCUCGUCUCGUGGAGACGAUCACGGUUAA